This is a messenger RNA of Fusarium musae, 399 nucleotides long. RefSeq lists its product as uncharacterized. The record is from RefSeq and is a predicted model, not a curated record. Lineage: Eukaryota; Fungi; Ascomycota; Sordariomycetes; Hypocreales; Nectriaceae. The coding region runs from base 1 to 399 and encodes 132 amino acids. The transcript is spliced from 2 exons.
AUGGCGAAUGAAGAUUCAGUGACGGCGGUUAAAUCAAAGUCUGUUUUUGACUAUCUCAACGAUUGGGGCACAACCCUCAUUACCGCUCUUCACGCUCGGCCCCCAUCCCUGCCCCUCUUCAUCUUCACACCUCCGCUGCUCUUCUCGUCCUACCUCAACCUGUCCGGCUAUCCCACCGGCAGCGCUGGUCUAACCGCUGCCUGGUCCGGUCUCUACGUGCUGCUGGCUCUGCGACGACGCCAGCCUUUCCGUGGACGCUUCUCGGUCCGAGGGGUCGUGCGUGGCACGGCGAUUGGGUUGGGGGCCGCGAACUGCGUUGCUGGCGGUUGGGUCUAUGCCAAUGGUGAUUUUGAGAAGGAUGAGAAGGCCAGAGUGGACAGAAACCGAUGGGGCAACUAA